AUGUCGCUCUCGCCGUCGCCCGCACGCACUCUGGAGCAGUCGCUGCUCGAUGACUCGCUGGCAGCAGCCGAGGCUGAGGGUAUUGUCCUCGAGGCCAUUGCCUUUGAGCCGCCCAUGCACUCGGCCACGGUCAAGAGCCAGGAGGCUGCCACCGUCGCCGAGCUGCGGAGACUCCGUGAGACGCUCGAGACGAACCUGGCCUCAUGGGGCCCCGCAGCUCCGCUUGAUGCAAAGUUCGAUGAGUCUACCGUCACCGACCAGCUUGACGACCUCCUCCCGCCCAUUGUGGACGGUGCAGAGGAUGUUCUCCGUGCUGCCGAGGCUCUGCGCAGCGAGGAGGGCAACUCGCAGUAUUCCGAGCUCAAGACGGUCCUGCAACGACUGCAGAGCGGGCAGGUCCGUGCCGGCGACAAGCUCGAUGCGCUGGUGGCGUCUGUGGCGGAUGCGGUGCGCAAGGCGCUGACUGAGCUGGAUGGAACUCGCAACAGCGAGGCAGCCAAGGUUCUGCUCGCGGUGCUCACCGAGAUCAUUGCUAGCAUCGAGCAGCUGGCAGCGGUGGUGGUGCCGGACAUGCGGGUCCUCCACCAGCGGGCGCAGCGAGCCGAGGCUUCUGCCGAGGAGUUUGAGGUCGACCGAGCGAACUCGGACUGGACGGUGGCUAUGACGCAGCGCGAGGCACAGGUGUUCGGCGAGGUGGACACAGUGCUUGACGAGACGCGGGCGCAGCUCCGCGAGUGCGAGGCCAUCCACCACACCCUGUACUCGUACCAGGUCGAGCCACUGGCGCUGGACUCGUCGUCGUCGGCAGACGACCUCGAGCUUGUGCACGCCGCGCUCCGGCGGCUCCGUGAGCUGGAAGGUUCCGAGGAGCGCAAGUACGGGCAGCUCGAGCGUGGCCUCGACGCGCAGCUCGCACGGUUCAACAAAAAGGCGGAGACGUCCGAGGCGACGGUGACCAUGCUCACUUCGCGCAUCCAGUCGCUGCUCGGCGACCUCGCCGACGCACAUGCCAAGGCAUGGCGCGACCGCAAGAAGGUGCUUGUGUGCGAGCGGACCAUGGCGCUGCUCCGCAAGAAGCAGCGGAUCAACCAGUCGCUGGCCGAGGGCGAGGAGGAGGAGCUGCUCCGUCUCGAGCGCGACGUCAAGGCCGCCGCCGCCGCCGCCGCCAUUGCCGACGCGGUCAACCAUGAUGCCGCGGCCUCGCUCCGCGCCAUCGCCCAGGAGCGCGAAGCCGACCUGGUCACCGACCUCUUUGACCUCUACGUCGACCAUCUCACUCUCCUCCGCCGCAAGUACUACCAGGUCUCACUCUCGGUCUUUGCCGCCGAGUCGGCCGUCGAGAUCCUCCGCCAGGAGCAGGACGGCGUGCUGACCAAGAAGCAGCGUGCCAACGCUGCUAAGCGGCCCGAUCUGGUCGCCGCCUGCAACGACCAACUCGCUACCCUCGAGACCAAGCUCAAUGACGAGCUCGACCGCAUUGCCACCCUCCAGGACCAGCUGGCCUCGCUCCAGGACGAUUGGGAGGUCUCGAUGGACACUCUCGAGGCUCUCGACAUUACCGACGCCCAGCGGACCGAGCUGGCUGAUGUCAAGACCGCGUGGAAGGCGCUGCUGGAGCAGAUCCGCGCCCAGGCCGCCGCACACCGCCGCCUCGUCGACCUCGACAACCGGCUCGAUGCCACCUUCCUCUCGCAGGCGUAGUGAGAGCGUCGUCGCUGUGUCCCUCUGUGCUUGUUAAAUAGCCAAUCUCUCCCCA
Thecamonas trahens ATCC 50062 is the source of this 1756-nucleotide messenger RNA. RefSeq lists its product as uncharacterized. Bases 1 to 1701 code for a protein of 566 amino acids. The transcript is spliced from 2 exons. NCBI's taxonomy places the organism in Eukaryota, Apusomonadida, Apusomonadidae. The record is from RefSeq and is a predicted model, not a curated record.